This is a messenger RNA of Closterium sp. Naga37s-1, 423 nucleotides long. The record is from the annotation of a GenBank genome assembly. Lineage: Eukaryota; Viridiplantae; Streptophyta; Zygnematophyceae; Desmidiales; Closteriaceae.
AUGGUCAUUGCAACCAAGGGAAAUGAAGGUGCUGCGGCGAAUGACUUGCCUGCAGCAAAUGCCUCUGUUCAUGUGGAGGAUGAAGCUGAUGCUGACAGCAAGGUGGGACAUGCAACAAAGGACGUGCGCAUGGUUGACCUGACAUACAAGGAGCUGAAAACCUUGCCCAAGGACCAGCUCGCACUACCCAAAGGACACGACCUCACCUGCAGCCUGUGUGGCGUCACACCAGUUCCGCAUAAAGCAACAUCUACGGCAUCAGACGCUGCUGGUGCUGCCGCCGCUGCUGCCAUGCGCCUGCAGCCGUCCGCCUCCGCUACUGCCGUCGCUGAUGUGUGCAACAGGGUGUUGCUGGUGCAGGCGCAGGCCGCCAGCCGUUGCUGUCCGCCGACUGCAGCUGCUCCCGUGCGCCUGCUGGUGUGA